This is a messenger RNA of Pisolithus orientalis, 1594 nucleotides long. RefSeq lists its product as uncharacterized. Bases 168 to 1391 code for a protein of 407 amino acids. The record is from RefSeq and is a predicted model, not a curated record. The transcript has 3 exons. NCBI's taxonomy places the organism in Eukaryota, Fungi, Basidiomycota, Agaricomycetes, Boletales, Pisolithaceae.
CAAGUGCGGACAUACAGCUCGUGCUUUGCCAGGUUUAGUUGCGUCACACUUCUGGAUACAGAGUCCGGGCGGAGCACAGGAUUCUGGAAAACGACCUAGUAAAGCAACACUUGAUGCAACAAUUCUGUUUGUGAUACACAAAGACGCAUCUGGAUACCCGACCUAGCAUGACUGAAAACUCCUUGAGGUCGGACCCAGCAGAGUCGUCCAAGGCUGGAUACAAGUUCUACGCAUUUUUCCGUUCUCGCUCCCGUUCUCGCUCUCGUUCAAAGAGCGUCACCCCAACGAGCGUUCCACCACCCAUGUUAUCCAAGGUCGAAGCCAUAUCUAUCACUCAGACUCAGUCUCUCAGUUCAAGGCGUCCGCGUCUCUCAACAGAACAUAUACCCUCCAACAUUCCGCCGUCGAGCUACAUGUCAUCCCCAACCAAAUCCAUUGGCCGAUCUCAGUCCAGACCCAUAUCAUCUACUACGACUGCUACGCACUCUACGAUAGCCCCUCUUCCCUCCGACGCUUUGAGAAAAACGAUAAAUGGGCGCCAGGAGUAUGCUUCACGACAUGGAAAUGCUGCUGAUACCCACGAACUAAACCAGGAUCAUGAUGAGUACAGCGAAAACCGCGAACACGACAAUAUACAACAACUUCCGCCCCGAUCAGAAACACCCUCCUCUACUAAGCGGAAGUUAGGGCUCCACACACUAUUUGGUAUUACCUUAACACGGCGAUCAUCGUCUAGGUCAGCUCGCCGCCCGGCCUCAUUAUCCUCUGAGCGCAAGGCAUCAACUUCGACUCUGGUAUCCGAGUCCUCACGGAACGUUACCUCUCGUAGGCGGUCGUUGAGAUUGGGUUCCCGCCCUACUACCCCUAAAAAUAGUGACCAACCCUUUAGCCCAAAACAAUCCGGCCAUUUAAUCCCUGUGCCAUCGAACCCACUGCCUCUCUCAGCGAGCCCGCGCCGCCGAUCGUUUGGCCUGAACUCUCCUCACAACACUCCAAAAUCGUCUGUUGGUCAUUUACCCCUUCCUGUUGCGCAUGUACAGUCUCAUGGCAGGCGUCAUUCUGUCGGUGCACAUCAGACACCUCAUGACAGCGCUGUUGCACUUGCGGAGGACCAGCCCAAUAUUUCUAAGCACAGGCGGCCUUCGGUCGAAUUCGCAAUCAAGCCGAACAAAGGGAAAGAAAAGCAGAGUGGAGACUGGGAGCAGCCUCGGCCGAAUGCUACUCUGCAGGCUCCUGCUUCGGCAGCAAAGUCCAUCUCUCAGAGCUCAUUGGUAAACCCGCUUAUUAGUGGCCAUCGUUUAUAUUCCUCAAGCGCCAGUGACUGCAUGGAGUCUUUAUGGGGUACACGGCCUCGUGUCCAGCAUCUCCCAACUGUGGAGUCCUAUAUCUGACGAAACCGGAGGGCUGCCACUCUUAGCCCCACGUCCAGUGCACGCCAUUCCAAAGAUAAUUCAUACCCCGCCUACUCCACAGCGACCGGGAGAUUCAAGUACUCCUUUGAGACCCAAUACCACUCCACCAAAGGUUGAUUCGAGUAAAGUCAAAAUAUCCCAAGGAAAAACGAGGAGCGUACCCAGAGAAGAGCUUUUGUCAU